Paramecium sonneborni is the source of this 867-nucleotide messenger RNA. The record is from the annotation of a GenBank genome assembly. NCBI's taxonomy places the organism in Eukaryota, Ciliophora, Oligohymenophorea, Peniculida, Parameciidae.
AUGAAAAAAAUUCAAGAGAAUAAUAAGAUCAUUUCAUUUUUAAAAUUUUUAAUUCAUCUCACAGCUAUUGAUAGCCGAUUCAUAGUAUGCGGAUAAAAAUCCUUGUACUUAUUAGUUGAAAUGAAGAUUGAGUUAAGAAACUAAUGUUUUGAUAAAAUAAAGAUAAUGAACACUUCUUUAGUUGGGGGUAAUUUUGCAAAAAGCAAUUUAAGCGAAUCAGAAUUCAAUAAUGUAGAUAUAAGUGGAGUGAACUUAAAUGGAGCUAAAUUAUUUAAUUUUAAAUGGAGGAAUUUGAAAAUUCACGAAUAGAAUUAAUUGAAAGGUCAUAGAGGACUAAUUUAAUCAGUAUGUUUUUCUCCUGAUGGUACUACAUUAGCAUCCGUAGCUCAGAUGAGUCUAUCCAUUUAUGGGAUACAAAGACAGGAUAUAAAAAAGCAGAAUUGUAUGGUCAUAGUGAUUCAGUUUAAUCAGCAUGCUUCUCUCCUGAUGGUACUAUAUUAGCAACUGGUAGCGUAGAUCAGUCUAUUCGUUUAUGGGAUGUUAAAACAGGGUAAUAAAAAGCCAAAUUAGAUGGCCAUAGAAAUUAUGUCAACACAGCAAGCAUUUCUCCUGAUGGUACUACUUUAGCAUAUGGUAGCGGAGAUCUAUCAAUCCGAUUAUGGGAUGUUAAGACAGAAUGAUAAAAAACCAAAUUGGAUGGUCAUAAUAAUGAUGUCAAUGCAGUAUGUUUCUCUCCUGAUGGUGCAACUCUAUAGCAUCUGGUAGUGUAGAUAAGUUUAUCCAUUUAUGGGAUGCUAUUACAGGAUAAAAAAAAACAAAAUAGGAUGGUCAUACUAGUUAUAUUCAUUCAGUUCGCUUCUCACCUGA